This is a messenger RNA of Hippocampus zosterae (dwarf seahorse), 3607 nucleotides long. RefSeq names its product adhesion G-protein coupled receptor F1-like. Gene Ontology annotation, cellular component: membrane. The record is from RefSeq and is a predicted model, not a curated record. Gene Ontology annotation, biological process: G protein-coupled receptor signaling pathway; cell surface receptor signaling pathway. Gene Ontology annotation, molecular function: G protein-coupled receptor activity. The coding region runs from base 65 to 3430 and encodes 1121 amino acids. The transcript has 17 exons. Lineage: Eukaryota; Metazoa; Chordata; Actinopteri; Syngnathiformes; Syngnathidae.
CUGUCUCCUGCGACGCUACUCUGCUUCAGUGGACAUUGUCCUCACGGUGGACACACCAACCAACAUGGAGCCAUCAGAGAUCAUUAAUCGGUUGAGGGACGCCGUGGCUAACGUCUCAUCGGCUUUAGAGAUAACUGAUGAUUUAACACUGUCAAGCUGGACCUUGUCCACAGCCUGCCCCCUAAACUCUGCCGGAGGAACCGAGUGUCAAUGUGAAGAUUCCUUCACUUGGUCAUGUGACAUCUGCGACACGUAUGGUGCAUGCAGCAAUGCCAGUACAUUCAUCUGUGACUGCAUCAACGGAAUCCCUCCAUUUGGGAAGUUCUGUCAGCCAAUCACAAAUCUCACCACCGCUUGUCCAUCAAAAACACCAACACCAACUCCAACUCCAACCACAACACCGACGACAGCAGCAACAACAACAACAAUAGCGACAACAGGGACAACAGCGACCAACGCAACGACAACAACAAUAGGGACAACAGGGACAACAGCGACCAACGCAACGACAACAACAAUAGCGACAACAGGGACAACAGCGACCAACGCAACGACAACAACAAUAGCGACAACAGGGACAACAGCGACCAACGCAACAACCACCUCACCAUCAACAGAAAGUUUGUCUACGCCGGCCAGGACAAUAGACGAGAGGUCAUUAUCGGUCACUUUGGAGAUUGACUUUGAUGAAUCAUACAAUGAUGAAAGUAACAGUGUUCACCAGAGAUGUUCACAAGCUAUUGAAACGAAUUCUCAGAUCCAUAUCCCCGGUCUACUUUCAGCGGACCUCUUGGCCUUCAGGACUGGUAGCACCAUUUUUGACUUUGAAAUUACUGCAAAUACGGCAAUUCAAGACGCGGCUGUUGAUGCACUUCUGGUGGCACUAUUCAAUGAUCUGAGGAAUAGCUUCCCGGUGAGGUUUGAGAGCAGCAGAAACUUAACGUUUCAACCAACUGCCGUAUUCUUCAACGACAGAUUAAAUGUGACAUGUGGCCCACCACCACAGACGCUCCAGUUUCGUAUCACCUCGAGCGAAUGGACAGUUGAUGGUGCUUUAAUAAUCGAAGAUGACCUGCACAGGUUUUCACGGGCUAAUCGAAUGGAAACGCUUGUGAUCACCAAUUUCUUUUUUACUGACAACGGGCGCUAUCAAUGUCGGCUGUUUGAUGGGAAUUCAAGUUUCCUGCAAGACUCCAAUGAAAGAUUCAGUCUUUUGGAAACACCCACCAUUCGGAUUGUUCCGCUGAAAAACAGGAUUGUGUGCCAGGUUGGGCAGGAAUUGUCACUCCAGUGCUCUGUCCAGGAACCUUACAGUGUCAAGUUUAAAGACUUCCCAAAUACAGAAACGGGCAAUCCAAUCCAACUUCUGAAAACAAUCUCACAGGAAGACUGCGAUAACCAAGAAAUAAGCAUUGUUUGCCAAGUGAUUGAAUUUCCUCAAUUCACACGGAAUAUCACGUUGCUGUUUGUCAGCGAAGAUGGAUUCACGUGUGUAGGUGACCCAGAAUAUGGAAAUGGAUUUUUAAACGAAGAGGGUCGAGCUUCAUGUGCAACAAAUUAUGUCGGAAACAGGACUGCCAUUUGCAGGGAAAGCGGAGAAUGGGAAGAUCGCGAAGACAACUGCAACAUCCAGAAAUUUGUGCAAUUAUUGAUCGAAUCUGAGUUUUUGAAUGAACGGAUAGUGCCGGAUUUCCUGGAGGAACUCAGCAAUGCUACUUUUAUUCUAAGCGAGGAAGUGACUCAAUCUCCCAACGACAUUGAGUUAAUUGUGAGAAUUCUCAACAAUGUAGCCUCCUUGGUCACAGCAUCUCCAACUAUCCGGAUCAGUCGGGACUCGAUUGAGGAUGUCCUUAUCGUGACGGACGUCCUUAGUCGAGAUCAGGCAAGGGAAUCGUGGGACAAUCUUAACCUUCAAGCUCUCCGUGAGGACACGAGACCGAUCACUCCCAGAAAUGAGAGUUUCAGCUCAUUAUUGUUGUUUUCCCUUGAGGGUAUCACGAGCAGGCUCGUCAACGGCUCUUUCAGCAUUGAAACGCCGUUGAUAGUCUUGAACAAAACGACUUUUACCGACAGCUUCAACGGGGAUUUCAAUUCCACCGUGGAGAUCGACGUCCCGCAGUCUAACGGAGAGACCGACCUCACCGUGAUCACCUUUGAAUCUUUCGAUAACAUACUCCCCCCGAGAGAUGAAAACAACGCCUCGGGCAGGGUCAUCAACGGGAGAGUCGUCCUGGUUCAGUCCGACACGACCGUCGACGACAUCACGUUCACCUUUGACAUCGUAAACGACGGCCUGGGGAACCCUCAGUGCGUGUUCUGGAACUUUUCCCUCUUCGACGGACUCGGAGGAUGGGACGGCGAAGGUUGCGCGUUGGUUCGACGAAGGGACGACACGGUCGUGUGUCGGUGUGACCACCUGACCUCCUUUUCGAUACUCAUGUCGCCCGGCGUUCCCAACAGCCGCGUGCUGGAUUUCAUAACCUACAUUGGCGUCGGUAUUUCCAUGGCGUGCUUGGUGAUAUGCCUGAUUAUCGAGGCGCUCAUAUGGAAAAAAGUUCGAAAGAGCAACACGUCACACUUGCGCCACGUUUCCAUCAUCAACAUCGCAAUGUCUCUUCUGAUCGCAGACAUUUGGUUCAUCAUUGGCGCAAGUAUCUCCGAGGGAGAUAAGAAGAAUCCAGAUGCCUGCACCGCCGCGACCUUUUUCAUCCAUUUCUUUUACUUAGCCCUCUUUUUCUGGAUGCUGGCAUCUGCCCUACUGCUGUUCUACCGCUCGGUCAGAGUCUUUGAUGGAGGACUUUCCAAAAACACAAUGCUAGCUAUUGGAUUCUCGCUUGGCUACGGGGCCCCGCUAAUUAUCACGGUCAUUACCAUCGCCGUGACUGCACCCAACGACGCAUACAUUCGAGAAAAUGUCAUCUGCUGGCUCAAUUGGGACAAGUCGAGAGCACUGCUGGCGUUUGUGGUCCCGGCACUGCUCAUCGUGUUUGUCAACAUUAUCAUCCUAAUUGUGGUGAUAGUUAAAAUAUUGCAGAGUCGGGGGAUGACGCGCGGUGCCCAUGAAGAUGAGAAGUACGUCCUGGUCGUCAUUAUUCGGAGCUUGGCCAUCCUCACGCCCUUUUUUGGAAUAACGUGGGGUCUUGGAGUUGGAAUCUUAGUCGACCCAACGAAUCUCGGAAUCCACAUCACCUUUGCCUUCUUCAAUUCUCUGCAGGGAUUCUUCAUAUUAGUUUUUGGAACGCUCUUGGACAAAAAGGUUCGGUCAGAAAUAUCGAUGUUCACACAGUCUCAGGCUUCGGGAAGUGGGACAAAGAGCUCGAGUGCUGAAAAUUCAUCAAGCGGAUGGCAUAUCUGGAGGAACUUUGGAAGAAGAGGUGUUAGUAACCCAUCAUCGGAGGCCUCCUCAUCAUCCCGGGCGAUCAACACUUGAUACCCACUGCAAAAUUCGCAGCUCAGCCGAUUUUUCCGAACUUUUUGUGCAUAAGCUAUGUAUUCUAAUCACAGAAGUGGUUACUGGAGAUGCUGACAGCAUUAGAUCAAGGCAUCCGUCGCAUAGUUGUAAAUGUCUCCAGUGUGAGAAAAAUAAAGGUUUUCUUAUCUUAUAACA